CGGGGCGGCGGGGAGCUGCCGCCGGCGACGGGCUCGCCAUGAAGAAACACUCGGCCAGGGUGGCCCCCCUCAGCGCCUGCAACAGCCCCGUGCUCACCCUCACCAAAGUGGAAGGGGAUGAGCGCUCCCGGGAGUCCCCAGCCCCAGCUGAAGCACAGAUGCAAGCCGGGGCAGAAGGAGGUGGAAGGGUGAGCCGCUGUUGCUGGAAAUGCUCCGUGACGCAACUCAAGAAAAUUUUCUGGGGUGUGGCCGUGGUCUUGGGUGUCUGCUCAUCCUGGUCGGGUUCAACCCAGCUAGCAAAACUGACCUUUAAGAAAUUUGAUGCGCCCUUCACUCUAACGUGGUUUGCAACAAACUGGAACUUUUUAUUCUUUCCUUUGUAUUAUCUUGGACAUGUUUUUAAGUCAGCUGAAAAGCAGUCUCCGAAGCAGAGGUACAGGGAGUGCUGCCGUUUUUUUGGAGACAACGGCUUGACUUUGAAGGUGUUUUUUACCAAGGCAGCACCCUUUGGUGUUCUCUGGACACUCACAAACUACCUUUACUUACAUGCAAUAAAGAAAAUAAACACUACGGAUGUCUCCGUGCUGUUCUGCUGCAACAAAGCGUUUGUGUUCUUGCUCUCAUGGAUCGUUCUGCGGGACAGGUUCAUGGGAGUGAGGAUCGUGGCUGCUAUAUUUGCUAUUGCAGGGAUAGUGAUGAUGACGUACGCGGAUGGGUUUCACAGCCACUCUGUUAUUGGGAUAGCCCUGGUGGUGGGCUCUGCCUCAAUGUCUGCCCUCUACAAGGUUUUAUUCAAACUUCUGCUGGGCAGUGCAAAAUUUGGAGAGGCUGCCUUAUUCCUGUCCGUGUUGGCCGUCUUCAAUGUCCUCUUCGUUACCUGUAUUCCUGUCAUCCUUUAUUUUACCAAAGUGGAAUACUGGAGCUCUUUUGACAUCGUUCCUUGGGGAAACCUCUGCGGAUUUUCAAUUCUCUUAUUGACAUUCAAUAUCCUACUGAAUUUCGGAAUUGCUAUUACGUACCCCACCUUGAUUUCUCUUGGAAUUGUACUGAGCGUCCCAGUCAAUGCAGUUGUUGAUCACUACACGAGUGAAAUUGUCUUCAACAGUGUCCGAGUCAUCGCCAUCGUUAUUAUCGGCCUGGGCUUCCUCCUGUUGCUCUUGCCAGAGGAGUGGGACGUCUGGGUAAUAAAGCUCCUCACUCGUCUCAAAGUCCGAAAGAAGGAAGAACUCCCCGAAGGGAACGGAGAUGUCACUUCAGGACUGCCCAACAAAAGCAGGAGAACUCGCCCCUCCAUGUCAUCCUUUGCUCAUUAAAUGCUCUUUUUACCAAAACUUUGUGGUUACCUUACGCACGAUGACGCAAAGGUCUUUUCUUGGGAAGAAGCACACCUGACCACCACGGUGUACAUACCUGUACAGUUUUGAUAUGAUCACCAUCUAAGGCAUCGAGUCUUGGCAUGUCCUGUUUGCUUGUACCUUUUUCACAUCAGACCUUUCACUUAAGUAGUACACUGAAAAAAAAAAACAAACCUGCAAACCGAGAACCUCUCUUCUCUUUUUAAAUGAAUGUAACAUAUAG
Messenger RNA from Centrocercus urophasianus (Greater sage-grouse), 1578 nucleotides. It is a transcript of the gene SLC35F3, whose product is annotated as solute carrier family 35 member F3. Gene Ontology annotation, cellular component: membrane. The record is from RefSeq and is a predicted model, not a curated record. NCBI's taxonomy places the organism in Eukaryota, Metazoa, Chordata, Aves, Galliformes, Phasianidae. The transcript is spliced from 7 exons. Bases 39 to 1313 code for a protein of 424 amino acids. Gene Ontology annotation, biological process: thiamine transport.